ACCACGUAAGCCGGUCUUGCCUCGGGUAUUCUAACAAUACAUUAUACAAUACACGCCAACCUGUUGAUAAAUGCUGUCAACAUUCUAUUGAAAUUUGAGAGCAAAUCAUGCCUGAAACUCUUUGUUGUGUGCCCCAAUGCAACAAAAGGGGUGGGCAUUCAUUUCCUUCUGACAAAGAUCUCCGGAAGAAGUGGAUAAUAGCUAUACGUCGAGAUAAAUGGAUCCCGGGAAAAUCGAGUGUUGUAUGCAGAGCGCACUUUGUGGUCGACGACUACAUUUCAAGAACUUACGAAUGGUCUUCUCCAUUAAUAAAGCGGUUAAAAAAGGGUGCUGUGCCAUCAGUGUUUCCCUGGUUAUCCACUCCAUCCCCUACUGUUCUUGAAAGGAGAGAACGGGCUGCGAAAAGAUUGUGUACCAAGCAACUAUUGUUUGGUCAAAACCUGCAGUCUGAUAUGAUUUCUGGAGACAACAUUGAAAUCGGCAGAGAAGUCACUAUAGACCAGGACUCCAGUGAAAGUGCAGACAGCAGUACAGUAGUUUUGGAGAUGGAAGGUACAAACUCGGUGUCAACCCAGACUGCAUCUAACCCAUUCUCUAUUGAACACUUCAUAGCUGAUGAUGCAGAUGUUCACUUCUACACUGUAUUAUUAUAAUAAAAAAGUGCAGUGUUUAAGUGUCCCGGAUCAGUUUUUUCUUACACUGAUUAAACUGAGACAACAUAAGAUCAAAUUUGAACUGAGUAGAAUGUUUUGUGUCUCAGAAUCUACUGUCACAAAUAUUUUUGUAACUUGGGUGAACUUUAUGAAUGUUCAGUGGCGUGAAAUAGAUUUGUUUCCAUCCAGAGACUUAGUGAAGUAUUUUGCACCAUCUGAUUUCAAACAAAAGUUCCCUACUACUCGUAUAUUCAUUGACGGUGUUGAAUGUCCUGUUAAGAAACCUAGUGCACCCCGUGCUCAGCAGAGCACAUUCUCAACUUACAAAAACAGGAAUACUGUCAAGAACUUGGUUGGAUGCACGCCUGGUGCACUAGUAUCCUACAUCUCCCCUAGGUAUGGUGGCUCUGUCAGUGACCGGCAAAUCAUCGAAAGAAGCCACAUACAAAUAUCUUGUGACCCAGGCGAUUCCAUAAUGGCUGACAAGGGACACAUCGAGAGAAUUAUAGGAUUAGGAAAAACAUACAAAAUUUUAACUCAACCCAUGACCGGUCCUGAAACAAACUUGAGUAGUGAAAUCAUCUUUAUUUGUUACAUGCUAUGUAAUUUCAGGAGUUCCAUUGUAUCUAAAAUGGCAUAGUACAAGAUGUAAAAGGACCUGUCAAUGGAUGAUUGCUAGCAAGCCCUAUAUAGAACUGUGUAGUGAUAAGAGAAUGCAUAUUUUAAAAAUCAUCAAAUUUGUAUAUUUUAUUCAGCAAAAAAAUGUAUGUUGUCAUUUAUAUAA
This is a messenger RNA of Priapulus caudatus, 1437 nucleotides long. RefSeq lists its product as uncharacterized. The record is from RefSeq and is a predicted model, not a curated record. The transcript is spliced from 3 exons. NCBI's taxonomy places the organism in Eukaryota, Metazoa, Priapulida, Priapulimorpha, Priapulimorphida, Priapulidae. The coding region runs from base 616 to 1293 and encodes 225 amino acids.